AUGUUCGGGAAACCAGACAAAAUGGACGUUCGGUGCCACUCGGACGCAGAGGCUGCCCGGGUGUCGAAGAACGCCCACAGGGAGAGCCGGGACAGCAAGGGCGCGGAGGGGAGCCUCCCCGCUGCCUUCCUCAAGGAGCCGCAGGGCGCCUUUUCGGCGUCAGGCCCAGUGGAAGACUGCAACAAAAGUAAAGCAAAUUCCGCCGCCGACCCGGAUUACUGCCGCCGGAUCCUGGUCCGAGAUGCCAAGGGGUCCAUCCGAGAGAUCAUCCUGCCCAAGGGCCUGGACCUGGAUCGGCCCAAGAGGACACGCACGUCCUUCACUGCGGAGCAGCUCUACCGGUUGGAGAUGGAGUUCCAGCGCUGCCAAUACGUGGUGGGCCGCGAGAGGACCGAGCUCGCCCGACAGCUCAACCUCUCCGAGACCCAGGUGAAGGUCUGGUUCCAGAAUCGGCGCACAAAGCAGAAGAAGGACCAGGGCAAGGACUCGGAGCUGCGCUCCGUGGUUUCGGAGACCGCGGCCACGUGCAGCGUGCUGCGGCUGCUGGAGCAGGGCCGCCUACUGUCGCCGCCUGGCCUGCCCGCGCUGCUGCCGCCUUGUGCCACCAGCGCUCUCGGCUCAGCGCUGCGCGGGCCCAGCUUGCCGGCCCUGGGCGCGGGCGCCGCCGCAGGGUCAGCGGCAGCAGCGGCUGCCGCCGCCCCAGGUCCCGCCGGCGCCGCGUCCCCGCACCCGCCGCCCGUGGGUGGCGCCCCGGGUGCCGGGCCGGCUGGGCCAGGGGGACUGCACGCAGGCGCGCCGGCGGCCGGCCACGGCCUCUUCAGCCUGCCGGUGCCCUCACUGCUUGGCUCGGUCGCAAGUCGCCUAUCCUCCGCCCCUUUGACAAUGGCCGGUUCGUUGGCCGGGAAUUUGCAAGAACUCUCCGCGCGAUACCUGAGCUCCUCGGCCUUCGAGCCUUACACCCGGACCAACAAUAAAGAAGGGGCCGAGAAAAAAGCGCUGGACUGAUUUUAAGUAUUUCCCUGUAUUUAUAUUUAUAGUAUCUAUUGUGGUGAUGAUAUUUAUGGACUCAUGCGCUUUAGGCCCCGAGUCUCCUGCGCUGGAGUCCCGACGCCCAGCCUCCCUCGAGGUCUCCGACAGUUCUCCUUCCCUACGAGACUCUGCUACCAAUAUAUUUCAUUUGGGCUAUUUUUUUCCCUGCCCUUCCUCCGUGUCAACCCUCUGCCCCAACUUCCUUCUGAAAGCAGGAGAAUCCAAAGAAUUGGGGGAAAUGCCCGAGUUAACCAACCUGAUGUCCCAACCAAUAACUGGCCCUGGAGGGAAAAGACUGGUUAUAAAUCCAAAGCACAGGACAACUGCUCUAGAUCGGCUGCUGCUGCCACUGAUUACUAUGAAUAUUUGAAAGAGGAAAGCUUCACGCAGACCCCAGGGGCUGAAAAGGCUGGCAGGUUUCAUUAGCCCAAAAAGAAGGACGUUCCUUCCUCUCGCCAGAAAAACCAGGGCUUUUGGAAGCCCCUGGGCCCCACUUUGCGGGCCUCUCGGGAGAGCCGGUGCACGCGCAGCUUGCUGGCUGGACAAAUCCUGCGGGGUUGUCUCUUCUUUACAGCAACUCCAAUCAGAACCAUCCCGAGCUCAGCAGACAAUGAACCAAACAUCAGGGUGGGCAACAGUGGUAAUAAAGUUGAUCUAACGAGCAAUAAACCAGAGUAACAGCUACCACGUAAAACAAGAUGAAGUGGAACCAGUUUUUAAAUAUUCAAAACAAUGGAGUUUGGAAGGUUUGAGAAAAUUCAGGAUAAAGAAUGAGCCGCAGGGCAAUGCAAAAUUAAAGUUCUGGGUGUUACGACUUUAAACAAGAAUUCAAAAGGGAAAAACAAAAGAAAACCCAGCGCCGCUAAUGAAAGAAAAUUCAAAACCUUUUCUCCGAGGCUGUUCCGGGCGGUGGCCGGCAGCCCCACGCUCCUCCAGGAGAAAGAGCCCACAGGGUCCUCCCGGCGGUGUUGCGGUCGCCGGCGCGUCUCCCAGACGCGUGGCUCUGGGCACAGUGUUGGGUUUGGAAAUGAAUCGUGACCAUUUGAUCCUUUCCCCGACUCCCGGAUUCACAGAAACCGUUCCAGCAGGGAGGAAACGCCCGGAUUUCAGGGCAAUUCUUGGCGGACUGGGAGGCAGGGACGCAGCUGGGGACAGCAAGGCGGCCCAGCCUCCUCUGCCGGCCGUCUCGGUGUCCAGAUGAGCGGCCUGCGUGGAUAGGAAAGGCGCACCUCUGCAACCCUCUUCCAAAGCAAACCCCAGGGUUUCUUUUCCAUGGGCCCAAGUCGGUAACCCCGCACCGCCACGCAGUCAGGGCCUCAGCCCUCACCGGCUCAGCGACCACCGUCGUCCCCGCAGCCACCGCCACCCGCAAUUUAACCAAAACCACAGACCCAGACGGCGAGGUGCCGCAGUGUCUAGAAUGUAUUCUUCCACCUGAAGCGAGCGCAGAGCAUUUUUUAAAUAGUAAUUUUAUUGUAAAUUAUUUACGUCAAAAGCUCCUUUCCUUUUCCUUUUUUUUUUUUUUAAGGAAAUAGUGAAGAAAUAAUGAACGAUUCAAACGGGGUAGGUGUCACUGAAUCCUGGCUACUAACUUUGUUCUGAAUGUUUUGGAUAUUUGGAUGUUUUGUAUUUA
Manis javanica (Malayan pangolin) is the source of this 2662-nucleotide messenger RNA. RefSeq names its product ventral anterior homeobox 1 (gene VAX1). Lineage: Eukaryota; Metazoa; Chordata; Mammalia; Pholidota; Manidae. Gene Ontology annotation, biological process: central nervous system development; neuron differentiation; brain development. The record is from RefSeq and is a predicted model, not a curated record. Gene Ontology annotation, molecular function: RNA polymerase II cis-regulatory region sequence-specific DNA binding; DNA-binding transcription factor activity, RNA polymerase II-specific. Gene Ontology annotation, cellular component: nucleus.